This is a messenger RNA of Auanema sp. JU1783, 285 nucleotides long. Lineage: Eukaryota; Metazoa; Nematoda; Chromadorea; Rhabditida; Rhabditidae. The record is from the annotation of a GenBank genome assembly.
AUGCGACCAGACACUCUUUCCGCCUAUAUAUCCCUAUUCUACAUGAUCGCCUCAGGUUUUAAUGAUCAGUCUCUCCUCACAUCUAUACUGCAAGAUAUAUUCAGCGAAGGACGUGGUAACCAAAAGAUAAACUUGAUUAUCCUAGUAUCUCUGCUGGGAUGUGCGGUUGUAUCAGUUGUAGCAGUUUGUGGACUUGCCGUUCUAUAUGUUAGACGACGCUGUUGCCAGAAUUCCAAGGCAGAACAUCGACCACCAAAAAUUAAAAUAAUCCCUGUUGAAAAAUAA